Molecule: messenger RNA, 4330 nt
Organism: Phragmites australis (common reed)
Lineage: Eukaryota; Viridiplantae; Streptophyta; Magnoliopsida; Poales; Poaceae
Exons: 8
Coding region: 140-4009 (1289 amino acids)
Biological process (GO): regulation of DNA-templated transcription
Cellular component (GO): nucleolus
Molecular function (GO): DNA binding; transcription factor binding
Source: RefSeq, a predicted model, not a curated record
AAAAAUAAAGAGGAGAAAGAAAAACCCUAACCCUAGGCAAGCGCCUCCAACGCCUCGCCGUCUCGUCUCGGCAUAAACCCCAGCCGUCUCCUUCCCUUCUACUCGACGCCGAGGUAAGCAUCGCCGCGAGCGAGCUCCGAUGGCCGGCAAGAAGAGACCCCCUGUACCCGAGGCCGAGGCCGCAGCCACGAUGGCUGCACCGGAGGCGCCGGCGAAGGUGAAGAAGCUGGCCAUGGAGCGGAAGAAGCAGCGGAAAGAGCUCGAUAAGGAGCGCCAUCGCGAGUCCGCCGAAACCGACGCCGCCGCCGCCAAGCCACAGCCACCGGCCGCGGAACCCGUGGCUGCGGCGCCAGUGAAUCCCCCGAGCGCUCCGGCGGCGACGGCAGGGCCGGGGCUGCACAUGAACGUGUUCAGGGACCUGGGGUCCCCGGAGGCGUCGGUGAGGGAGGCCGCGGCGGUGGCGCUGGUGGCGGAGCUCAAGGAUGUGCAGAGGGCGUACGAGAAGGGUGCUAGGAAGGGGGAGAGGGUAGUGGGCGAUGGGGAGGGGCCCUCGCAAAUGGAGGCUGAGAAGGAUGAUGGCCUGGAGAACUGCGCGCCGUCGGUCCGGUAUGCCAUCAGGCGGCUCAUUCGCGGUAUCUCUUCUUCUAGAGAGUUUGCAAGGCAAGGAUUUGCACUAGGUCUUGCGAUUGUGCUCGAAUCAAUUCGAGCAAUCAGCGUUGAAGCAGUUAUGAAGUUGAUCCCUAAUCUAUUAGAAUAUUCAUCUUCGAUGAAGGGACCGGAAGCUAAGGACAAUAUUUUGGGGCGCCUGUUUGGAUUUGGAGCACUUGCUAGGUCUGGACGGGUUUCACGACAGUGGACACGUGACAAAAGCUCUUCCAUUGUCAAGGAUUUUGUGAGUGAGGUUGUAAAUCUUGGUAGGAAGAAACGAUAUUUAGCUGAGCCUGCUGUUGCAGUGAUUCUGGAUUUAGUCAGGAAGCUCCCUGAUGAAGCUAUAUUAUCCGAGGUUCUUGAAGCUCCUGAUGUACAAGAUUGGUUCAACAGAGCUGCUGAUGUUGGGGAUCCAGAUGCCCUCUUUCUGGCUUUGAAGUUACAAGAAAGAAUUAAUGUCCAGAAGGAGAUAUUUGGAAGGCUUCUGACAUAUCCAUUCAGCCCAAACAAUUUUUUUGCGGACGAGCACCUUCUAUCCAUUGCUGCUUGUUUCAAGGAGUCUGCAUUUUGUCUUCCUCGUAUUCAUAGUCUAUGGCUUGUGAUCACGGAGAUGCUCAUUCAAGAGAAAGCAUCUCAGAAUGAUAUUAGCACCACUUCUGGCAAGAAGCACAAAAAGAAUAAGAAAGGCAGCUCCUCCGAGGAUUUGAAAAAGAAUCUACGUAGUUUCUGUGAGGUUAUAAUUGAAGGAUCUUUGCUGCUCUCAUCUCAUGACAGGAAGCAUUUGGCAUUUAAUAUACUACUUAACCUCCUCCCCAAAUUGUCUCCUUCAGCCAUUCAAGUAGUUCUGUCCAGCAAAGUUGUUCAUGGUUUGAUGGAUAUUUUAUCAAAUCAAUCGUCAUGGUUGUAUAAUGCCGGCAAACAUUUUCUGAAAGAGUUAGUAAGUGUAGUAAGUCAUGACAACGAUCGAUGUGUUGCUGUCAUUAUUAACUUGCAGAAGUAUAGUAGUGGAAGAUUUGAUUGCAUGACAAAAACAAAAACUGUUAAAGAAUUGGUUGCCAAGUUCCAAAGUGGCGAAGAUUGUCUGUGUCUUGUACAAAAUUUGAUGGCGCUCUUUGUGGAUGAGGAGUCUGUUACGGAUGAACCAUCUGAUCAAAGUCAGACAACUGAUGAGAAUUCAGACGUUGGCCCAACUGAAGACAAGGAGCUUUUGCACCAAGAGAAUGUUGACCUUCUGAAGAGUUGGGUGGUGAAUACAAUUCCAUCCGUUCUAAAAAAUUUAGAGCUUACAUCUAAAGGAAAUUCAUUGACAGAUUCUGAAAUGGCCAAGUGUAUUGAAGAAAAGUUUCAAGUACAGACUGAGAUAUUGAAAUUCCUUGCAGUCCAAGGUCUGUUCUCAGCAUCUUUAGGAACUGAGGUGACGUCAUUUGAGUUGCAAGAGAAGUUCAAAUGGCCAAAGACACCUAUAUCGACGUCGCUACGUAAUGAAUGCAUUGAACAGCUUCAAUUCUUACUAGAAGAUGCACAAAAGGAUGAAGCUUUACAUGUUGUUAGUGAGGUCAAGUCCAAUGACUUAGACUUCUACUUCAUGCAUUUCAUUAACACUGUAUGCAACAUCCCCUCAGUUUCCCUCUUCAGGACCUUGAGUUGCAAUGAUGAUAAUGCAUUCAAGAAAUCACUGGCUAUAGAAUCAAUGCUUUUCCACGAGGAAAGAAAAGCUGGCUCUGGAUUGGAUUCUACUAAGAUGCAUGUGAUGCGUUAUCUCCUUAUUCAGUUGCUGCUACAAGUUCUUCUCCAUCCAGAUGAGUAUUGGGAAGCUGCGAUUGAUGUGACUAUAUGUUGCAAGAAAUCCUUUCCUGCCAUUGCUCAGGGUGACCACUCCAGCGGACAGGAAACUGAUCAACGUUGUUCACAGGACUCUGAUGAGGAUGGGUCAGAGGAGUCCAACGAGAAUGUGUCGCUAGAGUUUAUGGAUGUACUUGUGCAGACUUUUCUCUCUAUCUUGCCUCAUGUGCCUGGACCUGUGUGCUUUACGGUUGAACAGGUUUUUCGUGUGUUCUGUGAUGACAUCACAGAAACUGGGCUCCUUGAUAUGUUGAGAGUUGUGAAGAUAGAUUUGAAAGGUUCUCGUCGUCAAACAGAUAGUGAUGACGACGAAGAUGACGGUCGUGUUGAUAUUGAAGACGAUGAUGAAAAUGCAAUGGAAGAUGCAGAGGUAGGGGACAAUGAUGAUGUUGCAGAUGAUUUGGAUGAGAAAAUGGAAGAUGAUUCAGCUGAUGAAGUUGAUGAGGAUCAAGAUGAUUUAAAAGAAACAGUUGCCGAUGAGGCAAAAGAUGGAGAUGACGAGGAAGCUACUAAAGGCGGGGAUGAUUCAGAUGAUUCGGAUGGCAUGGAUGAUGAUGCUAUGUUCCGUAUUGAUCCUUACAUUGCAAUGAUUUUCAAGGAGCGCAACCUUCCCGGUAGUGAAACUAAGCAAUCUCAACUGAUGCGAUUCAAGUUUCGUGUGCUUACAUUACUCGAGAUAUAUCUUCAGAGGAACCCAGGGGAAAGUCUGGUGCUGGAGGUGUAUUCUUUCUUAAUGCAAGCUUUUGUCAAAUCACAUGGUGCUGAUGGCAGUGAGCAAUUCAAGCAACGAAUAGUCGGUAUAUUGCAGAAAAGGAUAUUCAAAGGAAAGGAGUAUCCAAAAGACAAUGACGUUGAACUUAGUAGACUUGAAAGUUUGUUGGAGAAAGCUUUGAAACUUGCAUCACGCUCACGAUUCAACACAAUUGCUUCUGUGGCCCAGAACGCUACAUUCUGGAUUCUGAAGAUCAUCAAUUCAAAGAACUGUUCCAGAGAGCAACUUGCUAGUGUGGUUGAUAAAUUCCAUAAUAUCUUGAUUGACUACUUCAACAAGAAGAAAUCACGGCUGAAGCUUGGUUUCGUGAAGGAGGUUGUCCGGAGGAAUACUUGGAUAGGACAGGGCCUUUUUGGUUUUGUUCUACAGGAGAUUGGGAGCACGACGGCUGAAUAUCGUAGAAUUCAAACAUUGGAGCUGGUGGACUGCAUAUUAAAAUCAUGGGUUGGUGAUGUUCGAAAUGCAUCAGAGGUGUUGAUGGAGCAUUUGGCUCAGUUGUGCGACUUGAUACAAGAAAUUCUUUCAAAGAUUCCUGAAAAUAAGUUGCGGCGCAAGGAAGUCCGGAGAUUUUGCACUCAAAUCCUGCAAACAGUGGCGAAGCUUAAUCUCAAAGAAAAAUUUCAGAGCACAUUGAAGCCUGAAACAUAUUCUCUUUGUCAGGCACAACUAGGAGCUGCAUUUGCCCCCUUCCAAAAUGAUUUCUGUGGAACGAGUAAAUCCAUUUCUCGACGGGCCAAGAUGCACUAGAAGUUUUGAGCUAAAUUAAUUUUGCUUGUAAUUUUUUAGCUCCAUUGUAGUAGAUUUAAUUGAAUUAAUAUGUAUUUUUUUUUGGUAAAACAUCAGAAGCAAGAAAGUCAUAGUUAGCAACAUUUACCAGUCUGUAUCGGCAUGCACAAAUGUGAAUGUAUGCUUUAUGUUUCAAAGCAACAUGAGCAAACACGCAUUUCGGUUUUCAGUGUUGUCACCCUUUUGGUAAUCCUGACUAGUCUAUGCUAUCACAAUACACUUUACGAUUCUUGUACCAAUGAUAUGGUUAUGGUUUGUGUUUAAAGACUCCCAUGUAUGUUA